UGUCGCAUAGCUUUGUAAUAAUUUUGUACGGCUUCCGUGUAAUUUUCUUCGGACGAGAAAUCAAUAAACAGUCAAACUAAUUUAUGCAUUAAAUCUCAUGCGUCUUCAUGGCCAAGUCAACUUUGCUCUCUUUGCACACUGAUUCAACAUUUCUACUUUUUUUUUUCUUUUACAUUCUGUUGAUUAUUCAAAAUUUGUUACUCUUUAAUUGCGGUGUUUUCCUAUCAAAGCCUCUAUCACCGUCGCUGUCUGUAUUGACCUUCUUUUGCUUUAUGAUCAUGGUUUUAUAAUCUAUUUUGGCGUAAUCAAUGAGUUUCCCCCAUGGCCAUGGAUCAACAAUUGCUUGUGGCAGCAAGAACAGGGAACUUAAAACUGAUCAAGGAACUUGUAGAUGCUGAAGCCAACAUCCUGGAUGCAACGACACCACAAGGCAACACAGCUCUUCACAUGGCUGCACGAUUCGGGCACAAGGAUUUGGUGUACGAGAUAAUGAAUUGGCGGCCUAGUCUUGUUCUGAGUACCAACCUCAAGGGUGAAACACCCGUGCAUGUUGCCGCAAAGGCUGGACAGUUUGAUAUUGUUCAAUUUUUCAAAGGCACUGUCGAAAAUCUGGCAAGCAUCAGAGACAAUAAUGGUAAUACUCCUCUACAUUGUGCUGUCAGAAACAAUCAUAAGUACGUGCUGUGGCUAUUGGUGGAUGGAGAUCAGGAAUCGUUGGGGUUGGUCAAUAAUGCUGGGGAGUCUCCAUUGUUUAUUGCUAUUGAUCUGAGGUUAACUGCUGUUGCUGACAGUAUCAUAUUUGCAAAUCCAUCCACACUUGAGCAUACAGGUGACAGCGACCAAACACCUUUACACCGUGCUGUCAUAAGGCGUGAUUUAGCUAUCAUAGAUAAAAUGCUGGAUGUGAAAAGAGAGCUGAUCAUCAAGCAAGAUGUGAGAGGGAGAAAUCCCCUUCACUAUGCUGUAGCCUUGGGUGACUAUGAAAUGGUUAAGAAAUUACUAGAAUGGGAUAUUUCAGCUGCAUAUCAAGCAGAUAAUAAUCAACAAAUACCUCUCCACUUGGCUGCCAAGAAUGGUCAAGCAAAUUUGCUGAAGCUGCUGCUCAAUCCUUGCCCUGACACGAUUGAGGUGGUCGACAAUGAACAACGGAAUAUUCUUCAUCUUUCUGCUAAAAAUGGAUAUAUCAACGUAGUGUCAUAUGUCCUGGAUUUACCUGAAGCUGAGGAUUUGGUCAAUGCAUCAGAUGUGGCUGGAAACACCCCUUUGCAUCUUGCAGCAAUGAACUUCCAUAGCAAUGUGGCCUAUUUUUUGUCAAGGAAUUCGAAGGUGGACAUUAGGGUAAUUAACCUGAAUCAUGAAACAGCUUUGGAUGUUGUGUAUUCAACUGACGACUGUGGGAUGGAACUACAAAAGCACUUGACCUUAAAAACGUUGAAAAGUUCAUAUACAACGAGAGCUGGAGAUCUCCUUCAAGAUGGAGGAUUCAUCGACAUGGAAGUAGAAAGAUCAAAUAAAAUUGGUCAAAGAAGCAGAGAAAUGUCUACAACACUAUUACUAAUGGCAACACUAAUUGCUACAUUCACAUUUACUGCAGCUUUUACCAUCCCUGGAGGUUUUAGAAAUAAUGAUCCAGAUGAAGGUAUGGCAGCACUGAUUAGUAGAUCAGCUUUUAAAGCAUUCGUAAUCUCAGAUUCAGUUGCCUUCACCUCAUCUAUGACUGCAGCAGUUUUGGUUUUCUGGUCAUCUUCUUGUCAAGUUAGUGAAUCAUUAUUCAUGGAUACACUUCCUUUCUCCAUUGGCUUGACAUGGAUUGCACUUGUGGCAAUGGCGUUGGCAUUUGUGACAGGAUUGUUCGUAGUGUUGUCCAAGACAUUGUGGCUGGCUAUACUGGUUUGUGUCAUUGGUUGUUCAUCCCCUGCCAUUCUUUACCUGUUUGCUCCACUGUUUCUUCUUGUGUUUGAUCGCUUGUCCUCCUCUCCUACCUCUCUUGCUCGCAGACGUAACAUACUUGAAGACAAUCCAUUUUUGUUUAUAUUUCGGUUAUCAAAGAUGAUUUAUAGAAAUUAGAAUCUCUUGAAUUUGUACCUUCGAAUGUCUCACUAUAUGCUUUCACUGUACCAAUAGUUAUCAAUACCCUCGAAUGUCUUACUAUAUGCUUUCACUAUACCAAUAUCUAUCAAUCUCCAAUAAAGAUGUUUUGAUACCAAUUUGUGCAAUUUGAACCUCAUGCAUACAUAGAAGACAAAAAUCAACGACUACUCAUUUGGCAGCAGAGAAUGACCAAUUGUUAGAGCCAGGCAGAUGGUGAUAGGAGCUUAAGGGGCCUUAUUGCACGAAUAUGUAGAACUGAGUGUAUCUAGUUGCCUUCUAUAUGCCUGUUUCUUGCAUGAAAACAAUUUGGAAAAACUUUCUCUUCAACUAUCACCAUGAUGAUUGAGUUAUUCACAAGCCCAUACACCAGGGGGUGUUUCUUAGCAUUCUGCAUUAAGUCCAGCAAAGUUCCUCCAAUUUCAAGGAGGAGCUCCUUCUCUACAUUUUCCAUGAAAUGUUCAUCUUCACAAAAAAAGGUGUUUUAAGCUAGAAACACUGAGGGU
Durio zibethinus is the source of this 2594-nucleotide messenger RNA. Its product is annotated as protein ACCELERATED CELL DEATH 6-like. Gene Ontology annotation, molecular function: protein binding. The record is from RefSeq and is a predicted model, not a curated record. Lineage: Eukaryota; Viridiplantae; Streptophyta; Magnoliopsida; Malvales; Malvaceae. Gene Ontology annotation, cellular component: plasma membrane.